This is a messenger RNA of Drosophila gunungcola (fruit fly), 1220 nucleotides long. Its product is annotated as venom allergen 5.01. NCBI's taxonomy places the organism in Eukaryota, Metazoa, Arthropoda, Insecta, Diptera, Drosophilidae. The transcript has 3 exons. The record is from RefSeq and is a predicted model, not a curated record. Bases 69 to 1211 code for a protein of 380 amino acids.
AAUACCGCUUUGCUAUUCAUACAUAAAAAACCUGCAUCCGGAGCAGAGACAGCACUACAUUUUGUACCAUGAUAAAGUGGAUUCGGCUGUUACCCAUUAUCUUGCUGAUUCACGAAGCCAAGUCCUCGAAUAAAUGGUGCAGAAAAAAUCUCUGCAAUGGCCAACACGUGCUUUGCACGGACAAUGGGAAAAUUCAAUCAACUUGUCCUAGAGAUGCCACAGCCAUGGUGAAAAUGAGCCAGGAUAUGAUAAACUUAAUCGUGGACCAGCACAAUGAGUAUCGUAAUAAGUUUGCUGGGGGUUUGGGUGGUCAUCCGAAGGCAGCGAGAAUGACCACAAUGCAAUGGGACUCGCAACUGGCCAAAGUAGCCGAUGCUCUGGUGCGUCGAUGUCAGCCCAUCAGAGACGAGUGCGGCAAGACCCUGAAAUAUCAUAAGGGCGAAGCCAGUUACUCCCUGGAAAAGUACUACUGCAUGACGACGAAAAAGAAUGCUCUCAAAAAACAACUCAACUACUGGUUUGAUCCUAACAGUAAGGACCACACGGAAAGAUUGUUUUUCUCUCUAAAGGAUCAGGACCAGGAGUUUUCGAAGAACUACUUUCAGGUACUCAGGGAUCGAUCAAAUCGUGUGGGCUGUGCCAUUAUAGAAUAUAUUCAUCCAAGUUUGGUCCACCAGUUGCUCAAGUGCGUUUAUAAUUGUGGCGUGAGUCUCUGCGAGGACAAUAAUAAUCCUGUCUACGAACAAACCGAUUCCGAUCCAACUUCAGAGUGUAGAAAAGGCGCAAAUGAAAAGUAUAGAAAUCUUUGUCACAAAGAUGAACUUGUCAAAAGCUGUGAUGGCGGAAACCUCUUUGUCCUAAAUGGACACGAAGAAGAAGAUGUACUUAAGUUUACCAAGUAUCCACUUCCGCAUUAUUCCAACGAUCCCUCGUUGCCUGAAAUACCUGACAACCCCCUCAUAGAAGUUAAAUCCAAACGAGAAACAAGUUCAAAACGAAGGAAUGACCAUAACAUCCCAACUAAAGCUUCGACAUAUAAUACUCCAGAGUCAACUACGGUCUUAGAUCUGUCAUACACAGUCGAUUCUGAUCUCCCUGAUAUACCCGACAACCCUUUAUUAGAAUCGAGGUCCGCUCCUCAUAAAGCAAAACGAAAGUCAAUAAUAAAAAAAAAUAACAAAAUAAACCAAAGUGAACUUAACAUGAGAUAAAGAGACAAA